Trichechus manatus latirostris (Florida manatee) is the source of this 1861-nucleotide messenger RNA. RefSeq names its product nuclear prelamin A recognition factor (gene NARF). Gene Ontology annotation, molecular function: lamin binding. Gene Ontology annotation, cellular component: lamin filament. The coding region runs from base 171 to 1535 and encodes 454 amino acids. Lineage: Eukaryota; Metazoa; Chordata; Mammalia; Sirenia; Trichechidae. The record is from RefSeq and is a predicted model, not a curated record. The transcript has 10 exons.
AAGGCUGCGUGUCUUCUCAUCUGUAGUUACAGCAAACAAUGUGGUUAUACAAAUAUUCUUAACAAGUCCUUUGGUUUCUUUAGAAGUGAUUUCUAGAUGUGAGGCUGAGUAGUUCAAGGGUACGUAAGUUUCUUUAGUGGGUACAGUGAGACUGAAAGCCGUAGGUUAAUAUGCCGCUUUGCUUUUUCAAGGAAUGCAGUAAGAAAACAAAAACCGAGGACCAAGAAGAUGCGUUGGUCGAUGUGACGAGUCCGGCCCGGGGGAAGGAAGAAAAGGGAGAGUUCCAUAAGUUGGCUGAUGCCAAAAUAUUUCUGAGCGACUGUCUGGCAUGUGACAGCUGUGUGACUGCAGAGGAAGGGGCCCGAGUUUCCCAGCAGAAUGCCAAGGACUUCUUCCGCGUUCUGAACCUCAAUAAGAAAUGCGACACCUCGAAGCACAAAGUGCUGGCAGUGUCUGUGUGUCCUCAGUCCUUGCCUUAUUUUGCUGCUAAAUUCAACCUCAGUGUGACUGAUGCAUCCAGAAGACUCUGUGGAUUCCUCAAAAGUCUGGGGGUGCACUACGUGUUCGACACCACCAUCGCUGCCGACUUCAGCAUCCUGGAGAGCCAGAAGGAGUUUGUACGGCGUUACCAGCAGCACAGCGAGGACGAGCGGGCACUGCCCAUGCUGACCUCUGCCUGUCCCGGUUGGGUCCGGUAUGCUGAGCGGGUUCUGGGGAGCCCCAUCACUCCCCACCUCUGCACUGCCAAGUCCCCCCAGCAGAUCAUGGGCCUGUUGGUGAAGGACUACUUUGCCAGACAGCAGAACCUCUCUCCAGAUAAAAUCUUCCACGUCAUCGUGGGCCCUUGCUACGACAAGAAGCUGGAAGCACUCCGAGAGGAUGUCCACGCAGCCUCGCACACCUUGCAGGGUGUGGACUGUGUGCUGACGUCAGGUGAACUUCUCCAGAUAAUGGAGCAGAGUGACCUCUCAGUGAAGGAAGCUGCUGUUGACACUCUGUUUGGAGACUUGAAGGAGGCGGCGGUGUGGCGCCCCGACGGAGCCAGCUCAGACGGGUACCUGGCCCAUGUCUUCCGGCACGCGGCUAAGGAGCUGUUUGGCGAGGACGUGGAGAAUGUCACCUGUCGAGCCCUGAGAAACAAAGACUUCCAGGAGGUGACCCUCGAGAAGGACGGGGAGGUCGUGCUGCGCUUUGCUGCGGCGUACGGCUUUUGGAACAUCCAGAACACAAUCCGGAAGCUGAGGAGGGGCGAAUCCCCAUACCACUUUGUGGAGGUCCUUGCGUGUCCUGGAGGGUGCCUCCGUGGCAGGGGCCAGGCCCAGGCCGAGGAUGGACGUGUGGACAAGGCCCUGCUGCGGCAGAUGGAGGGAAUCUAUGCCGAGAUCCCUGUGCGGCCCCCUGAGACCAGUGAGCAUGUGCAGAUGCUGUACCGGGAAUGGCUGCACGGGGCCAACCCCCACAGGGUGCAGGAAGCCCUGCACACCUCAUUCCCGAGCCCUGGGCUCGCUGCAAGCAGCUUAGACAUCAAGUGGUAGAGGAGGAGGAGUCGGGGCGGCGUCCGUCCAGCUGCCCUUGUCGGGCGGGGAUGCUGGGAGGGGAGUGCUAGAGAUGGCAUCAAAGAGAACAAGUCAGCUGGUUACUUGGAUUUUCAGAAUCCUCUCAACUCAGCUGCCCUGUUUAUUUGAGGCUCUCCCGGUUUACUGUGGUGCUAGCCUCACAACAUGGAUGGCACCGAAGUAGUUGAACGUGAGAGAAGGCGUCCCCAGCACAAGCGUCCUCUUACCCGAAGACCGUGGUAAAACCCCACUGAAAAGAACGGAGGCAGACAAGUGUUUUUUAGGUUUGAAAACCAAUCCAAACA